AUGAGAAACAAUGCUUCGGAUCAAGCUCAUUUACCGGAAGUCAUCUUCCUCGCCAGUAGCCACCGAUGUGGCCUCAAGCCGCUGAACAAGGUCUUUGAUCUGCCGAGCGAUCUCAAAUGCAAUGGGAGGCAGUUUGUUCGUGAGCUCAUGCAAUUGCUCCGGGGUGGUGGCGUCCUGGCCCUCACCAGCAGUGGCCGCCAACCGGCCGCGACACUGGUCCAAUGCCGCGAUGACUGGUUCAGAUGUCUGCCGCAAAGUGAUGUCUCCGCUGCGUUCGCGCAUCAACUGCUCUGUAGCGGAUACCACAUUCGCAACAACGUUCGAAAUGGCAGAUACGUGCGUCUGAACAGUCUGCAGGUUGUCCUCGGCUCGGAUACUGGCCACCAAAGCCUGGAUUUGUUGGACCAUGCCAUCGGUCUGGUCCUCGACAUAGAGCUAGGAUCAUCCGUCAGUAAAUCAUUCGUUGAGCGACACCUGGCCCUUGACCUUUGCGCGCAGAGCAGCCGACCCAUCCACCGGGAUCGGGGAAUAUUCCACGUCCUGCAGAAUAUGGCGAACUGUUACAAUGACCAUCUUGAUGUGUUGGAGCACCACAUGCGAUUCCUCGAAACGCGCAACUCGCAGGAGCUCGUCCACAGAUACCUGGAACUUAGUAACAUGGAUAUCUUUGACCAACCCGUCGGCUUGCACCAACUCAUGCUCUUUGGCGACAAGACUUGCGUCGGGCCGCGAGUCGGCGAAACCACCAGAGGACGUGCGAAGAUGCCGCAGCUGCGCCUUGACCUUGGCAUAACGAUGCUUCCAUUCGUUGGCAUCUGCCUCGAGUCUGUGCACCUCAUGCGAGAGCUGUUCUUCGCGCUCCCAAUUAGACUGACUCUCGGCUGA
Penicillium psychrosexuale is the source of this 885-nucleotide messenger RNA. RefSeq lists its product as uncharacterized. The transcript is spliced from 2 exons. The record is from RefSeq and is a predicted model, not a curated record. The coding region runs from base 1 to 885 and encodes 294 amino acids. NCBI's taxonomy places the organism in Eukaryota, Fungi, Ascomycota, Eurotiomycetes, Eurotiales, Aspergillaceae.